Molecule: messenger RNA, 579 nt
Organism: Trichosurus vulpecula (common brushtail)
Lineage: Eukaryota; Metazoa; Chordata; Mammalia; Diprotodontia; Phalangeridae
Gene: GKN1
Product: gastrokine 1
Exons: 6
Coding region: 1-552 (183 amino acids)
Biological process (GO): regulation of cell population proliferation
Source: RefSeq, a predicted model, not a curated record
AUGAAGCUGGCGGUUGUGUUUAUCGGACUCAUUGGGUUGCUCCAGGGUUUUACCUCUGCUGACACAAACAUCAACGUCAGCGAUGAUGACAACGUUAGUGGCAGUGGUUCACAGACAGUGAGCAUUGACAAUAGCCACAAUGUAGCCAAUGUUGAUAAUAACAAUGGAUGGAAUUCUUGGAACUCAGUCUGGGAUUACAACACUGGCUUUGCAGCAGUUAGGAUCUUUGCCAAGAAAACCUGCAUCGUGCACAAGCUGAACAGAGACGUUGUGCCUGGCCUGCAGGACCUUGAGAAGACAGCAAAAGAAAAGAGGGCAAAUGUACAUACUGGAUCUUCCCCCAAAAGCCUGCAGUAUCAAGUUGAACCCGAGGAAGUAGAAAACCUGACCCAAUUUGGAACUCCUAUUGAAACCAUGUGCAGGGGGCUUCGUACAUACAAAGCUGAGGAAGUUCAAGGGCAAAGCUUCUUGUUCUUUAGCGGCACAUGCUUCAGAGCUGAUGUCCUCGGGAUUGUGAACAUUUCUCUUUGUGGAGAGGCAACAAUUGCAUGAAGAAAUCACUGAAGACACAUCAGUCAU